This is a messenger RNA of Funneliformis geosporum, 255 nucleotides long. The record is from the annotation of a GenBank genome assembly. Lineage: Eukaryota; Fungi; Glomeromycota; Glomeromycetes; Glomerales; Glomeraceae.
AUGCGUCUUUUUGGUAAUCGCUAUGUAGUAACAAAUUUUGAUAGAGGAUUAUUAGAGAUUAUUGAAAAUUAUAAGGAUAGGAUUAAACCAAGACCGACUAAUAUUAAUAUUCCGGCAAUGAAUGUAACGACAUUAAAUAUUCCGUCAGCACAAUCAAUACAUUCGCAUUCGUCUGUGAUAUCUCCAUCAAAUGAUAAGAUUAGUUAUGUUAGUGAUGAAAGUAAAGACGAAUCACGUUGGACUAUUGACGAUUAA